Messenger RNA from Suillus plorans, 1116 nucleotides. RefSeq lists its product as uncharacterized. The record is from RefSeq and is a predicted model, not a curated record. The coding region runs from base 1 to 1116 and encodes 371 amino acids. Lineage: Eukaryota; Fungi; Basidiomycota; Agaricomycetes; Boletales; Suillaceae. The transcript is spliced from 8 exons.
AUGUUGCCUUCCGCCAUCGAUCCUGUUGCACGCAACAUUGCUAUACUAACAACGACAUUGACUGCGUUCAUGGGCCUCGAGUACCUUUGGUUUAUAAAGGAAGAAAUUCGGCUAGUCUGGCCGCGAUUUUUGAAGACCACAGAAGCCAAAGUAUACGUGGUGAUCAGAUAUGCUGGUUUAGCUGGAUCAAGCUUCAACAUCUGGUUUGCAUUUAGAAUGCUCUCGGGAGUUCCCAAUGGUCCGUUCGCUUGCAGAGCAUGGUACUGGUACCAGACCACGAUGACCCAGUGUCUGGUGUUAUCUGUGGAGUCAUUACUCAUGCUGCGGGUGAACAAGAUGUAUGGAAAGGGCAAAUCUAUCCGUGCACUCUUGAUCAUCUUCGGUGGCGCACAGUUUGCUGCCAUGGCAGCCAAUGCUCGAUUGGUUGUAAUUGGCACUCGCUAUUCCCCCACUUGUGUCAUAAUCUCGCCUUAUCACAGUAGGAUCUAUGUCGGCGUCUCAAUCAUUGUAACUUUCAUGUUCAUCCUUUCUACAAUGCUAUGGAGAUUCUUCGGGAACUCAUCCGGCUGGUCAGAAGCUCCUCGUGCUUGGCUCAAGCUUGCGGUCCGCGACGGUAGCUGCACGACCAUUGCGAUAUUGGCGAUCUUCAUCUUUAUGUUUCUCUGCAACACGCGCGUCAUCGACACACAAAUGAGUGGAAACAUCAUCUUUUACGUACUGUUAUCUUGCCUUUGGUUUGCUGUUGAGUGCAAGAUCUUAAGCAGUCGUUCUCUUCCUCAUUCUCUUUCUCAGGCUGGACGCAUUGUUCUGCAUGAGGCCAAAUUCCAUGAAAUUCAAGAAUCCCAGAAGGGUGACAUUAAUGAUCAAAGUCGGUGGACUCUGACGAUCGAGGUGGACCUUGAUGACAUUAGACCUUUUGAUGAUUCCGAUGCAUGUCCAACGGGUCCCUCCGGCUUGGGGGUCGAGUCGACUGAAGUGUCUACCCCGUUCGACUCUAUGUCAAAUGCAGGAACGAGGGAUAUCGCUGACAAACACCUUUGCGGGGAGGACAAUAUGCAGCUGUCGAGUUGCGCACCUACAUUCAUACCUAUCGAAAAAUGCAUCAGUGGUGUUUAG